Aspergillus nidulans FGSC A4 is the source of this 1405-nucleotide messenger RNA. RefSeq names its product exosome non-catalytic core subunit CSL4. The coding region runs from base 13 to 753 and encodes 246 amino acids. Gene Ontology annotation, molecular function: RNA binding. Gene Ontology annotation, biological process: RNA catabolic process; nuclear polyadenylation-dependent rRNA catabolic process; nuclear-transcribed mRNA catabolic process. Gene Ontology annotation, cellular component: cytoplasm; cytoplasmic exosome (RNase complex); exosome (RNase complex). NCBI's taxonomy places the organism in Eukaryota, Fungi, Ascomycota, Eurotiomycetes, Eurotiales, Aspergillaceae. The transcript has a single exon. The record is from RefSeq and is a predicted model, not a curated record.
GGUCUGCUGGUGAUGGCAAGCGCUCUACCUUCACUGGCUAUCCCGGGCCAGCGCCUAGGACCUGCUGGAACUUACUCCGCCGGUCCAGGUACUCAUGUUUAUCAUUCUCACAUAUAUGCAUCCAUCGCCGGUCCAGUUUCUGUUGACUCGGCACAGGUGAAUUCUCCAGCAAAAUCGAUAAUCAGCGUCUCAAGGACUAUGAAAAAAGCUAUAGCAGCUGCGAGCACAUCCACAUCAUCUACAACGACAGUGCCAAAACCCAAGUAUAACACACUACCUGCGGUCGACUCCGUCGUGUUGGCACGCGUGACUCGAGUUCAGAAACGACAAGCUACGGUGUCAAUUCUUGUCGUUUUAGACGAAUCUGCUAGCUCGCAAGCACUGAACCCCUCACAAUCAGCGUCGGAUAACGAUAACAUUGAGUCGAUUCUGGCGUCUGCCGCAAACCCGGAGAAUCACAGCAGCUCUGACGAACUUCGAUUCCAGGCGCUUAUCCGAAAGGAGGAUGUGAGAGCCGUGGAAAAAGAUCGUGUUGUCUUGGAUGAGAUGUUUCGCGUUGGCGAUAUCGUCCGGGGUACGGUCAUUUCCCUCGGCGACCAGAGCUAUUACUAUAUAACAACGGCAAGGAAUGACCUCGGCGUGGUUAUGGCGCGCAGUGAAGCAGGUAAUAUGAUGUUUCCCGUCAGCUGGAAGGAGAUGAGAGACCCCGUCACUGGGGCCGCAGAACAGAGAAAAGUGGCGCGACCUUUCUGAAUGCACAAUCACCUGCAAGAUACACAUUUACUACCACGACCCUUAACCGUCUGGCACGGCGCCAUUUUAUGGAACUGAAUGAGCACUCACUGAGUUGCUGAAUGAAUGUAUACCCCGGUCACUUGCACCGGGCUACUUGCAGCGGCGCCGAAUCCGCACAUCUGAGGCUAUGCAACCCAGAACAAGCCGAAUAACGAGCCAGACACCAUUACAUAGAAGUGGCGGUGUUCCUGUGAUCAGAAAUGCCAUCACCUGGUCUCACGCACAGACCACAAGACCAAAACUAAUUAGAUACCCAAUGAAUUUAUCUUCUCACUCAAAGGACAUUUUUGUCCUAGUCUUGCCUUGUGCCUGGUUCAACCAUAAGACACAGAUCCUCCUCAGUAUCCAUGGACCUGGCUUUUCAAUGCUGGUCUGUGUUUGUCAAUGGAGGAAGAGAAAUGGCUUUUCGCGUGAUGACUCUCAUCAUCAUGACCCUGGUUCUAAGUUUCUUUUCCGAUAAAUCGUGGUCUGGGAAAUUCUAUAGCUAGGGUACAUGCACUGUUUUUGCCUGCCCAUCUCUCUGCUUCCAUAGAGUGGCAGGUCAUUCAUUCUAGCAAGAUAAAAGCACCUGCACUGUAUCUUACAGCAGAUUAAGACAUAUAUAUCUAUC